Molecule: messenger RNA, 15104 nt
Organism: Mytilus californianus (California mussel)
Lineage: Eukaryota; Metazoa; Mollusca; Bivalvia; Mytilida; Mytilidae
Exons: 36
Coding region: 1-13530 (4509 amino acids)
Biological process (GO): positive regulation of DNA-templated transcription
Cellular component (GO): nucleus; histone methyltransferase complex
Molecular function (GO): histone H3K4 methyltransferase activity; DNA binding; protein binding
Source: RefSeq, a predicted model, not a curated record
AUGGCGCGACUGAGGUUCCCCGGUCGUCCUGGCUGUAGAUUUGGCCGAUUAGGUGUCCGAUAUGGUGCCGAUGAGGCUGAUAAUUUCCAGGAUCCCGUGUUAGCAUGGGUUGCUAAUAUACACAGAGGAUUGCGACAAUUCAGAGAACUAUGCGGGGAAUCUGAUGAGGAUGAUGAGUUUCAAGGGUUUACUGUUCAGGAUGUCAGAGCUGCUGAAAAGAAACUCUCAAAAUAUGAGGCCGACUUGUAUGGAGAGGAAGAAGAAACCACUGUUUCCACUGUUUCUCCCGACACUAGCUUUAGUCCAACAUCAACACCAACCAUAUCAACCAGGUUUACUAAACAGAAGGAGAGUAUUGAAAAUUUACCUACAUCUGAAAGGACUAGGAAUAGGCAAAAAACAGUCAUUCCCCGUUCAUACAAAGACUUACUUAAGAAAGGAAUCACUAAACCUACAAAGUCUUAUGUUGUAAAGUCGCGUAAAGAUGUAGUUACUCCACAAGCAGAAACAAGGCAUGCACUUGCAUCCUACCACAAAAUGCCAAAGGUUGUCUCCCCUGAAAUGCGUAAAUUUUAUGAACAAGGUUACAGAAUCAGAUUAUCAGGGCGGUUUAAGGGAUCAAGAGUGAUAUUUGGAGUCGGUCUACCUAAAUAUUUAAAUAUUGUGACUCGUAAAUCAUAUGUUUCUAUAGGUUCCCCAUCUAGUUCCAUUGACCAUAUAGAUGAUUCACCAGAACAGUACUAUCUGAAGCCAUACAAAAAGAGGAAAGAACGAGAUAAGAAAUUUACAGUUGUUAGUUCUAUAGCUAAAAAAGGUAGCAAAAACAUUGCAAAGUCUUUACUUGACAAGGCUAAGAAAGGUAAAGACGAUUCUGCAGCGAAGAAACACAAAUUACCGCCAAAGAAAAAGCAGUUUGUAUUACCAACACAAAGUUCAAGGUCAUCAAGAGUCAUUAUACCAACCAAAAGAUUUAUAGAAGACGAAAUUAGCCCUAUAACCAAGAAAAAGAAAGAAAACCUCUUUGAUACUUCAUUAACAUCAAGUUUUAAACAACCAUUUACAUCACCAUCAUCACAGAAAAAAAUGGACAAACUUACAAUUCAGACGGACUUUCCAAGCACUGCAGGAUUUGGCUCAUUUUCUCCAAGUAUAUACAGAAAAGCUAGUCUAUUUGACCAGCCAUUGAUUACUGAAGGUAAAAGAGAGAGAAGACCGAGUCAAAAAGUGAAAAUGGUUGAAGGAACAGAAAAUGAAUAUAAAAGUCCUUUUAGAUCUGAUGACUUCAAUGAGGCAAGGAAGGUCCAUUUAACACCAUCAAAACUUGGUCAAAGUUUGCAUUCUCCAACAUUGUCACCCCCAAUUAUAAUGGCACCACCUAAAUUUGGUAGCACACCAUUUAGAUCACUUACACAGCAAAACAUUGAAGUAGAGGCUACAAAACGUAGUGGACAUAAUAUUCUACGGAAAGCUAAAUUACAGCUAAAUAGAGCAGCGCUGAAUAGGUCUAAGGCAGCAUUAGCUAAAUCAUUGAAGAAAGAAAUGAAGAGGGAGGAGAAAAAUAAGAAGAGAUUAGAUGAAUCUGCUUUAGGUUAUUCUACAUAUACUGGAGGAUCUCAGACCUACAUGGACAAAGAAGGACCUGAAAAUGAUCCUGAUCAAAACACAGAAAAGAUAUAUACCUGUAAAGUGUGUGGAGCUACAAGUAAUAAUAGAAACAAUAUGAUAAGAGGUGCAAUAUGUAAUCCUUGUUAUAAAUGGCAUAAACGAGAUCCAGCCUUGGGAAGAGAACCCUGUCAGAACAAAGGAACUUGUGACAAUUCGAUACCAAACAAAUCUCUGUGCAGACCAUGCAAAUACAGAAAGGCGUGUACAGUAUAUUUUACAUCAGCUGGGAAACCAGUUCCAAAAUUCCGAAUAAAAAUAUCUAAACAUGGAGUUAAACUAAAACACUCUAGUUCUUUAAAGUCUCCACUAAGAAGUACUGAGGGAAAAAAAUUAAUUGAUGACAUUGUGACCCUCAAGAAAGAAGAAAAGAAACAACCUACAUAUUUAGAAAUGAUGCAUACCUCUGUUGGAGAGCUAAUGGAUCUAGAUGAACCCCCUUCUCCAUCAUCUCCUGUACAACCAACAGAUACAGGAGAUCAAAGUGAUGUCACCACAUCACCAGAAAGUCAUACCUCACCACAAUCUAAUGCCAGAGGUCCUCGCAUCAAACAUGUAUGUAGGAAGGCAGCUGUUGUGCUUGGUAAAACUGUAGCUAAAUUUCCACAGACCGAACUGACACUUAGUGCCUUGCCCAAGGGAGAGAAGAAGAAAUUACUAAAGCAAGAUGAACUGGACAAAGCAGCGUAUUCAGAUGAUGAGAAAACUAUAGAAGAGAUUAUCCAGGAUGCUGAGGAGGGACAGGAUACUUUUAUUAGGUCACCACCUGUCAAAGUUAUACCAAAACUGAAAAUGCACAAAACAACACCACAAGCACACCAACCAAGUGACACGAUGUUUAAAAAAAGCAAACGUAAACUAAGAUGCAGAAAUUGUGUCAACUGUCUAAAAGCAGAUUGUGGAAAGUGUCGAUAUUGCUUAGACAAACCUAAGUUUGGUGGGAGAGGUGUUAUGAAACAAGCAUGUAUGAAGAAAAAUUGUUUAAGUCCUCACUUCUAUAAAGCUGGUACAACACUGGUGGCGUUAAAAGAUGACACACAAGGUGAUAAUAAUCCUGGACACAGUUCUGAAAUGAACAACAACAAUGGUAAUACUGGUAAAUCCUGUCUUAAUGUGCUAGGAAGAUUUGGACAGAAAACUAGAACAACUUCAUCAACCAAUCAGCAAGCAGAUGCUAAUAAUGAUGGUCAGUCGUCCGACAAAACACCAGCUGCCAUUAGUCGUCAGUUACAGUUUGGUGGAAAUUCACAAGGCAGUCAUCAUCAGUUAUCAAACAUUUCACGAGCGUCCAGAUCACAGAGUACUGGUCGAUUUUCUACGAAGUUACCACCUAUGCCAGCAGGAAGAAAUGAAUUAUCAUUAACACAGCGUAAUAGAAAUACUUCUAUCCGGUGGUCAAGUCUUCGACCAGAAAACCAGGCACAGCAUCGUGUCAAAGCUGAUUUCAAGGAAAUCUACAAUGUGUGGUCAGCUUGGCAGUUUGGUGUAUCGUUAACAGUGGCCAAUCCAUUAUGCUGUAGAACUCUUUGUUUUCUUUGUGGAAGUGCAGGAAAACAUGAGUUUUUUUACUGCAAUGUUUGUUGUGAACCUUUCCAUGAGUUUUGUUUAGAUGAGAAUGAAAAACCAUCAUCAGAUAAUUUAGAGAACUGGGUUUGUCGGAAAUGUCAGUUUUGCACUGUCUGUGGGCAGCAGAAAAAUCUAUUGAAAUGUGACAAGUGUCAGAAUACCUACCAUCCAGAAUGUCUAGGUCCAAAUUAUCCUACAAAACCUUCAAAGAAGAAAAAUAUAUGGAUUUGUACAAAAUGUGUAAAGUGUAAAAGUUGUGGUGCUACAACUCCUGGGUCUGCUAGCAAUGCUACCUGGACAUAUGAUUUCCAACUGUGUCAUGUAUGUGGUCAGCUGAUGGACAAAGGAAAUUUUUGUCCAAUUUGUCAUAAGUGUUAUUCUGAUGACGACUGGGAUUGUAAAAUGGUACAGUGUGCUAAAUGUGAUAGUUGGGUCCAUGCAAAGUGUGAAGGGCUUUCAGAUGAGAUGUAUGAGCGAGUAUCAUGCUUACCAGAGGAUGUGCAUUAUAUUUGUCGGAUGUGUGCAGGCCACAGGACACGACAUUGGGAACUAGUUUUACGAGAUGACUUUAUAGCAGGGAUUAAGUCUAUAUUCUACUCAAUUUAUCAUGCCAAGUGUUCCAAAGUCCUUGAAAUUGAAAAUAAGAAACCUGACACUGAAAAGAAAAUAAUAGUAGAUGAAAGUAGUAAUGACUCCUCGUCCAGUAAGGAGGUCAGUUCUGAUACCAAUUCUGUUGCCAUGGAAACUGACAAAACUUUAAAAUUGGAUGCAAGUGUAAAAAGUAAUAGUUGUUUAACUAACUGUGAAGGAAAUAUGAACAAAGAUAAUUCUGUGGCAGUUUCUGAUAACAGUGAUAGUAAAAUAGAAAUUGUUGCUAUGGAAACUGAUAAUAAGGGAGAUGAGUCUUUGUUAAACUGUGAUUCUGAGGUUGUUAAUGUCUGUGAUAAAGUUUCUGAGAGUGAUAUUACUGCUAUAACAAAACAGUUAGAUGAACCAGAUGGCAGUAAAUCCUAUGUUUUAAAGAAUACUGCUGAUGUAGAAUUAUUUAUUAAGAAUUUAGAAGGUUUAGUGAAGAACAGAGCAUCUUCAGAACAUCAAUCAAAUCAAACAAGUACAGUUCAGACUACUGAACAAAAAUUAGUUCAAUCAAGUGCAGAAUCUAUUAUGGAACAAAAAUCAUUACAAACUGCAGUGCCUACUCCUGAACAAAAUUCAAUUCAAAGUACAGUAACUUCUACAGAACAGGAAUCAUGUCAAUCUAGUUUAGUGACUAUUUCUGAGAACAAACCAUUAAAGAAUACUGAAUCAAUAGCAUUACCUAAUACUAGUCCAAGUAUAUCUACUGAAUCAAUGGCAUUACAAAGUGUUGGUCAGAGUAUAUUGACCGAAUCAAAGGCUUUAUCAAUUGUUGGUCAAUGUAUAUCUACACAAACACCUACAGACAAUCAUAGUGAAAAGUCAAUACGACUGAGUGUUGAUAGCAAUUCAAGUUUAGCUAGUAGUAGUCAGAGCGAUGUUGUACAUAAAACACCAGACAAGAAAGGAGCUGUGGUACGUUUCGCAGAAACUUUACCAAAGGUUGUACCUACCAGGAAUUAUCCUAAAGAUCUCAUGACAGUCCGACAGAAAAUUAUAGACGGAGGAUAUUUAAAUGUGGAAGAGUUCAGUGAGGACAUAGCAUUUAUCAUAGAGUCAGCAUUAACAGAUACAGAAGAAAAUAGCGUUGUCAGGAAAAAAGCUAUUAAUUCUGUUAGAUCCAUAUUUGUAAAACAAAUGGAGAAGUGUUUUCCCUGGUACAAUGUAAAAGCCUGCAGGAUGUGGGAGCAUAACAGAUGUCUUCCUCAAAACAUGUUGCCAGAUGCUGUAAUUCCACCAUUUGAAGACCAUUCAUAUGCCCAGUGGUUAGAGAGAGAAAGUAUGCCAUCUUCACCACAGCCAUCACCAUUCAAGAAAGUUUUAGAGACACCUGUUAAGAAACUCCUUCCAUUAGUUGACCCAGAAGAAGAGGGAGAGAAAGUUUUAUCGUCAGAUCUGGCAGAUGAUGGACAGGACACGAGGAGAUGUAUUCUCUGUUGGCACUAUGGUGAUGUUGAUCCUAAUAGAGAGGGAAGGUUGUUGUACACAGGUCAAGAUGAUUGGGUCCAUAUAAACUGUGCCUUGUGGUCAGCUGAGGUUUAUGAGCAAGGUCGAGAUGGUUCAUUACAGAAUGUUCAUGAAGCUGUGUCAAGGGGCAAAAAGAUGAAAUGUGAUAUUUGUCAGAGAGCUGGAGCUACGGUUGGGUGCUGUACCAGAGGUUGUCCUGCCAAUUACCAUUUUAUGUGUGCUAGAACAGACGGGUGUUUAUUUCAGGAUGAUAAAAAAGUGUUCUGUUCACAACACAAGGAAAAAGUUGAUGGAGAGAUUGUUAUGAAAGACGAGUUUGCUGUAAUGAGAAGAGUAUGUGUUGAUAGAGAAGGCAUGAAAUUCACCAAGAAAAGUUGGACAAAGGGUCUUACUGCUGCUGAAAUCAACAUUCUUAUAGGGUCCUGUACAAUAGAGUCAUUAGGAUAUUUGACAUCUUUAUCUGAUUGUAAAGGUGUACUUCUCCCUGUUGGAUUCAGCUGCACCAGAGUUUACUGGAGUACUAAGCACUCAAGGAAAAGAUGUGUAUAUACCUGUAAGAUCACAGAAUUCCGACCAGAAACUCCAAAGACUCCUGAAGCCACAAUCAUGGAUAUGACUGUCAUACACGAUGUGAAUCAUCCAGAUUAUGUCCCCUUGUCAAAACUUAAUCUCCCAGGCAUAAAUCUGUUUCCACAGAAAACAAGGAAGAGGGCUAGCAUUAUAGAAUUGACUGAUGAUGAGUCUUCUGUUUGCUCCAAUGAAUCCUCACGGACAAUAUCUGAAUCAAGUCUUGACAAGACGCGAUCCAUGUCAGUAGACCGUGAAGAUCCACUAAGUUCGUCAUGGCCAGCACCAAAUAAAAAGCGUAAAAAUGACCAAGUGCCUAUAGAUUUGUCUAUGCUGUCUCCAACAACUUUGCGUCUGCUAAACAAAGAUCCAGAAAAGUACAGAAAUGAAUCGAGAGACCAAAAUAAAUCAAUUAAUAAGAACUUGCCACCUUCUCUGCCAGUCGUCAAUGACAAUCCUCUGGCAGAGAUUGCUAGUAGGUUAAAUAGUGCUGCAGCUAGAAACAGACAGAAGAGUGAAGAAAGGACAAUUGCUGGAAAGACAACAAUAGUCAUUCCUGAUCGUCCAUCUAGUGCUCCCACAUUACCGAGAUCUAGGUCAAACUCUUCUGAACGUCUCAUAUCACCUCCACGAUUGUGUUCAUCUCCUAAAUAUCUACCUCAGGUGCCUGAAUCUGUAGACACUUGUGAUAAUGAUAAACAGGAGGUUCCCAUGGAAACUGACAGUCUUGUAAAGUCUUUUGAUUUAGACAAAAGUUUAGAACCUCUUAUUAAUGAAUUGUCAGGUGAAGAAAAUGCUUUGAUUGUAAUAACUGAGGAAGGUCAGGAAUUAACUGAAGAGGAUUAUGCCAUGAUCGCCGAGUAUAGCAGUGAAAUUCAGAAUAGUUCUAGUGAAGGAUCUGCUGAAAUUGAAGUAAAUAAAGGCAGCAAAAUGACUUCGGAACAGGUCAUUGAUGAACCAGAUAAACAAGUUGAUGAAUUAAGUGUAACACAAAACAGUCGCAGCGAUAGUAAACUUCUCAAAAAUGGUCAGCCUUCUACUGAAUCUGGCAGUACAGUCAGUUCAAUUAAACUGUCGUCUAAUACAGAGAUUGUGAAAAGUGGCCAAGAAUUAUCAGUACAGACAAUAAAUGCAAGCACAGAUAUUCCUGUAGAGAACAAUAGUCAAUAUAACACAAAACCUUCAUUGGUUGUUCCAGUGUCGAAUAGUUCAGUCACUCAUGAUCAGUCUGAGCAAAAUAAAACUGUUAAUAUACUACCUGGAAAAGAAUUAUCUGAUGAAGUGCCUGUAAAUCUUCCAGAACAAUCAACUUCAAGAUCUGGAGAAGUGCCAGCAAUUGUGUCAACAAGUUCCUCUUUGCAGAAUAUUGGACUAAGAGAACCUGUCAUUGGUAUAACAUACAGUGAUAGGGAUGAUGGUUCACAAGUCACAAAUCAGAAGUUACAACACAUUGAUCAUACUGAAUCAGAGAAAAGUGGAAGUAUUUCUUUUGCCUCAAGUGAAAUAGGAUGUCAGACAAAUACUGAAUUUGAUUCUGAUGAAGAAGAUGUCAUUGAGAAAGAUGGUAAGAUGAAAAAAGCAGCAAAAGGAGAUUGUCCCGUUCUAGAAAAAGUUGAUAGUUCUUCAGAGGAGUCUUCGCUAGAGAAUGUUGAUGAUGUGGAAUUAAUGCCAGUUCUCACUAUAGAAAGUCCAAUGAAAGAAAAGUUGAAUGUUUCUGUAGAAGAUACUGAAAACGUUAAGAGAAUAUUGAAGAUAGAUGAUAGACAGGAAACUGAUAGUGCAAAAACACUAUUGGAAAGUGAAAGAUUGAAAAUCAGUACACCAGAUGUUGAUUUUAAAGAGAAUAUUUCUGAACCACCAAAAAAUUUUGCUAUGAGAAACUCUGAAACAUAUAUACUGCAUGAAGAAACUGGUGAUUUUAUUCCUAAGGUAGUUUCACCUAUAAAAGAAAUUAUCUCAUUAAGUUCUGAAGAUGAGGUUGAAAAUGUAAAAACUAAGCAUGGUCUUCCUGCAAAAGAUCAGCCUGAAAUAACAAAACCAACCAAGAAUACACCAUCAGGGAAAGAUGAGCAUAAAAGUACAGAAACACACCAGUGUGCACCAUCAAAGGAUCGUAAUGUAUUUGAAGUUUUAAAUUCAUCUGUUGAAACUGACGAAAAUGAAAAGCAGAAAACAGAAAUUCUAAAAGGUUUAGGAUUAGAAAGGACACCCUCACCAAAGCGAGAGAAACAGCCUCGUAAAUCUUAUCCAUUACGUCACAGACAAAUAUUCAGUGAAGAAGAAGCACAGAUGGAAGAGAAACCUCUACAUGACAAAAUAAGUGAAAAGAUAAAAGCUGAGAGCCUUGCUAAGAGUACUCCAGGAGAAGAAGGGCCAUUUAAAUGUCCAACAUGUAAACGACAUUAUAGAACAAAGGAGAGUUAUAACACACAUGUUAGUAGCUGUGAUUUUGAUAUUAGUAGUACUACAGACGAGGAAGAGGAACCUGAGCCUACUUCUAGGGAAGGAAGAUACCCCAUGAGAGGAACAACCAUCGCCCAGACUGUUGUUAGUCAGGUUGAUGAACAAGAAAGAAAAUCUAGCACAAAAAAACCUGGAAGGCCAGGUCCAAGAUACAAUAUGUCACCAAAAGUUGUAUUAGAUCGUUUAUCGCCAUCUAGAUGCAGUAUCUCGGUAAAGACAUCUAAUUCUAAUCUGAAAGAGUCUACUUCAAAGACUACAGCGAUCAAAAGAGGAAGAGGUAGACCCCCAAAAAUUGCUGCUACUCCAACAGAUGAUGAACAGGCUGAAGAACUUUCAGAUUUAAUGCAGGAGAGCGAAGAGUUGACCACAGCUUCAGAAAAGGAAAAGAGAAAGAGGGGAAGACCUCCUUUACAUAAAACACCUGAAAUAAAGUCAGAUUCAUCACAGCAGAGUAUAGAAUUGUCAAGUCUAGAACAAGAUACUGAAAAGAGAAAGAGAGGCAGACCUCCUUUACAUAAAAUUUCAGAAAGUACUGCAAAAAGUGAAUCAUCAAAUGACAGUACUUCUAUGUCGGAACAAUCUACACCAAGAGGUAGAGGACGUCCCCCGAAGUCAUCUAUAGUUCAGUCUAAAAUAAGCAAUAUAAGAGAUAAGUACAGGAAACAUCAGCGAUCCAAAAGUGAUGGACUGAUAGCAACCAAAAAGCACGAUAUCUCAGAAGUGUCUGACAAUCCUUAUGCAAGGCAAUAUUUGUUCAAGAAAACAAGCCUCAAUUACAAUACAAAACAGAGUCUUCUCAGUUCCUCUAAAAUUUCCAGACGAUCUCUGCAAUUAAUGUCUCGUAAAUCAUCAGCUCAGACUACAAGGAGACGUCACUUUACCGAUUCAGAGUCUGUAAACAUGAAAUCUGUUUCUAAGAGAAGAGUUAGCAGUGCUUCUUCGUCUUCUAAAGAUUUAGAUAAGUCAGCUAAUGAUCAAGAGUUAGACAACAUGGAGAAAUUAGCUAGUCUGGAAAAACAAAUUAACCGCAAAAGAGGUAGACCAAGGAAGAAGCCUUUGGGUUUUAAAUCUGACAUAGAGGUUGAUCCAGACAAGUCUGAUCAUUCUGAAGUGAAAGAAGAAGUUUGUGAUGAAAAAAAUGACAAGAUUAGCAGUAAAGAUGACAAAGUAGAUGAUCAAAGUGACAUCUAUGAUAACAUGGAAGUUAAAAAUAGUGAUGAGAAAGAAAUUAAGAAUAAACAGGAAAUAGAAAGUGAAACAGACAGCAAAUCUGAUGAAAUCUGCAGCAAGAAAGAUGUUCAAAAUGAGUCUGAUACCAAAUCAGAUAUUUGUAGUAAAGUUGACAACAAAACUGAAACUAAAGCUGAAGUUGAAAAUACAUUGGAUACAGAGGUUGAUGGAAAAUCAGAUAUAAAUUCAGAUACUGAAACUCUCUCAGAUCAGGAAAUGAAAAAUGAAGAUAUAUCUGAUAUGGAGGAAGCUUUAGAUAAAGAGAUCAAACAAGAAAUCCUUGAUGAGGAAUAUCUAAUUGAUACAACUGAAGUAAAGCCUGAGAAAGAAGUAAUUGAAAAUAAGGAUGUAAUUCCACUAGAACCAAAAGAUAUAGAACAGAAAGAUGUAAAAUCUACUGAAAUAGAUGGCAAUUCCCUUAGUAAAGAUGACCAAAGCUCAUCUGUCAAGACUGUUUCUGAAAUUUUAGGCUCUGCUGCAAGACCACUUGUUAUUGAUGAUGAUGACGAUGAUCAACCCAUUAGGGAAGUUAAACCCAAAUAUAAAGCAAUAAAGAAACGUGAGAAGACGCCUAGAAAAUCAUUUGAAGAUGAAAGUAAUGUUGCCUCUUUAAAAUCAUCUCCAGCAGUCAAAGCAUUGUCACAGUUCUUGGCACAGAAAGAAAAAACUCCACCAAAAAAUGAACCUGUGACUAACCUAAAAACUGGACGAUCUGCAUGUUCCUUUCAGGAAUUAUUAAAAGAUAAACCAUCUAAUAUUCAUACUCCUCGUUUCGAUUCCAGUAGAAAACCAUCCCCUCAACAAUUAACUCAGACAAGAAGGGCAUCAGAGGAGCUGAAACACAGUCAAGAUAUUGGGACUGGUACCAGUUCACCAAGAUCACGCCAUUCCUCUGGGCAUUCUACCGAUGAAAGGAACAUUUUCCAAUUGCUAAACAAGGGUUCUCCACCAAAAUUAAAUAGUGGAAGUGGUGGCUCUUACAAUGCAAUAAAACCUGCAGCAGAGUAUGGCCAGUCUCAGCAGCCAUCUGUUAGAGGACCUCCUCCCUUGAUGACACCCUCAUUAAUUGGUAUCCAUAAUCCUAAUUUAGCCAGUAAUCCAGCACAUUCACUGACAGCAUUCCAGCAACUUCAACAGAACAUGCCACAUGCCAUACAACAAAUACAGCAGAUGCAUAGUAGAUCAACCCCAGCUAUAAUACCAUUAACACAAGCAAUGUCAUCACAGAUGGACAUUUCACAUGUAGGUGCAGAAAGACCAGGUCCAGCUCCAUUUGACAUGAAUCUGCACAUUAACCGAAUGAUUAUGGAAACAUCAAUGGCAGCAGGUCCACUACAUCAAAGGCAGGUUCUGCAACAAAUGAUAUUGAAUGAGUCGGCUAAUAAUGGCAAAGCACCUGAAACACAGCAGACUUCUCAAAUACAUACACAAGCUGUUCAAAGUCCAAUAACAACCCCACAAGCAUCAUCAGGUUCAUACAGCAGAUCUGGUCGGCAUACUCCAGUAUACAACUUGCCACCACCACAGAACCAAAGUCCAACAACUCCAGUAUCUACACCAAAUAAGAGUCCUGUAUUAUCAAGGAUACCAGAUUUAUCACCUGGUUCAUACCACAGUGUAGGUCAGUGUGGAAUUAAGCAAACUCCCAUAUACAACCUGCCACAAAACCAAAGGCCAACAACUCUUGUAACUGACCACCUGAAAAAACCACCAGUUAAUAGUAAACUUAUUCCUUUGACACAAUUAAUGGAAGCAGGUCUUCAGUCUAAAUUAAUUAUUCCAAAGGUAUCCAUUCAAUCAGCAUCUUCAUCUCCCGAUAGUCUGCAGUCAUCACCACUUCAUCAACUUAGCCGUCCAUCGUCAUCACUAGCAGUCAGUCGUCCACCAUCAACUUCUCCAGUCAGUCUUCCCCAGUCAACAUUGCCUUUAGCUCUACCUCAACAGAAACAAGGUGGUGCCAAACCCAACACUAUUGUACGCAUAUUUGUGGAUGGCAAACCGGUUGCCUUGACCACAGAUCCAACUGUCCUUCAGGAUCAUACAGCAUUAUUGAACAAACUUGGAGGCGGUCAGAUUCAGAGUGGAACAUAUUCUGUCACAGUUUCAGCUCACCGUGUUCCGUCGACCAAUUCAAGUCCUGUGAAUACGAGUGGUGUGAACAACCAGCUACCAAGAGUUCCAGCAAUACAGCCAAUAGUUCCAAUGUCCCAAAAUGAUCAGUUCUCUCCAUGGAAAGCCCCUGGAAAUGUUCCAGAUUCAGGCAAGCAUAUGACAAUUUCAUCAGCCAUUAAAGAUGCGUUGGAUAGUCACUUAGUGUCAAAACUAUCUUCUAAUGAGGUGUCUCCUUCAAAAUCGAACCAAGUAUUAUCAUCUCUCUUGAGUAGGCAGAGAAACCUCAAUCAUCAUAGCUAUUCUAAAAAUUCAUUAAUGCCUAGAAAUGUGCAGGAGCUGAUAAAGAGGUUGCCAUUACCAGACAGACCAAUAUCUUCCAUAUCUGUCCAACCAAAAGUCAUGACCUCUUUUGUGAAAAAACCUGAUGGAACCAUUCAGAAAAAGACAUUGGUCAAGCCAAUGAUAGUAAAUCGCAAAAGACCAGCCAUCAAUCCAAUCAACUUAUCGGGAAGUUCUUUCAAAAAGCCCAUGAUAUCAACCUACCAAGAGAAGAAUGGCACUGUUCAAGGACUACUGUCUAAAGUUUAUAUGAGAAAAUUGGUGAAAGAUGGAUCACCUAAACCAAAGAUGGCCGACAGUAUGCAGCAGACUACACAAACUGGACAUGAAUACUUCAAACGUAGAGGUAGAAAACCCAAGGAUAAAAGUCUAAAGAAGAGGACACCUAGAAAAUCUAAUAUCAGCAAACCACAUGCUGGAGAAAGAUCAGCCCAUCCUAUUAUUCAUGGUCCAAAAGAGGUUACUUCCUUGCCUCAGCCUGCCUUAGAAGAGGAAGUUACUGAAUCCUCCAUGUCAAGCUUUAUGGAACACCAACAGCGAGUUCUGGAAAAGGCUGAGAGGAAAGAUAAGGAUGGUGCACAUCUGAUGUUCGAGAUCACUAGUGAUGACGGAUUCAGUUGCAAAGCGGAAACUAUGGAAGAAGCUUGGCAGCAAGUUACAGAAAGAGUACAGGAUGCAAGAACAACUGCAAGGUUAAAACAUUUAUCUUGUGCAAGUGUACAUGGGGUAAAUAUGUUUGGCGUGAACCACAAUGCUGUACUGUACCUGUUAGAACAGUUAUAUGGAGCCCAGUUAUGUCGUAACUAUAAGUUCAGAUAUCAACAGUAUACUCUCACAGAGGAUGAAGAGGAGCCUGUAGAGAACCCAACAGGAUCCAUCAGAUCAGAGGCCUACCAAUCACGUAAAGAAUUUGAUAUCUUCAGUUUCCUCAUGUCUCAGUAUAGAAGACUACCAGAAAUGGAUUUGACAGAUGCAAAUAGUGAAAUGAAUCUCAAAUCACAGAGGAGAGCUACCAGUAUGGACUUGCCAAUGGCAAUGAGGUUCCGUAAGCUGAAGGAACAUGCAAGAGAGGCUGUUGGAGUAUACAGAUCACAUAUCCAUGGCAGAGGUUUAUAUUGCAAGAGAAAAAUUGAUGCUGGUGAGAUGAUAAUAGAAUACUCUGGGGAAGUAAUCCGUGGUUCACUGACGGACAAGAGAGAAAAGUAUUAUGAGGGGAAGGGUAUUGGAUGUUACAUGUUCCGUAUUGAUGAUGCCGAUGUUGUUGAUGCUACGUUACAUGGAAGUGCAGCAAGAUUCAUAAAUCACUCAUGUGAGCCUAACUGUUAUUCUAAAGUGAUCCAGGUCGAAGGGAAGAAACAUAUUGUUAUCUUUGCCAUGAGACAAAUAAACAAAGGAGAGGAACUCACUUAUGACUACAAAUUCCCAAUAGAAGAGGUCAAAAUUCCAUGUACAUGUGGGUCAAAGAAAUGCCGUAAAUAUCUCAACUAAGACAGUUGUUUGCCAACCACUGGAAAAGAAACUCCACGACUAGAGCGGUGUAAAUAAAAUUCAAGAAUGACUGUAAAUGGAAACUUGAUUUGUAGAUGAUGUGAGAGAAAAGUUGUGCCAUGAUGAUGAAAAAAGGAAAUCCUAUACUAGCCUACUGUGAUAUUGUUCUGUAACAGAGAUAUUAUCUAGAGUGUUAAUAAUACUGUAUUGGAACAGAAUUAUUGACAAAUCUCCACAAGGUGUUCUUUGUAUCAUUGAUAUUAUAAAAUUCUAUAUUCAAUUGAUUUUACUGUGAAAAUGGGUAUUAAUCUUUCUUUAAUCUAUACAUAAGAUAUACAACUCUUUGAAAACUAUGUUAAAUUGUUAGAAAUUAAGAUUCAGUACCAAUCAAGUGCUAAAAUAGCCUCUAUUUAUUUAAAGCACCAUGUUUGAACUCAGGAUACCAUGGGGUUUGAAAGAUAUUUGAAGACUGAGCAUUUUAAAGUGAUUGAAUAAAGGCAUGCAAAUGAGAUCAGAUAUUUCUAAAAAGGGAAAUAAUAUUGUGUUUCAUCUUUGAUUAUUUAAAUUGUUUCCAAAAUAAUAUAAAACAUGUUUUCAAACCAAACUGGUGACAUGACAUAUUAUACUACUAUGCACUUAUUUUAUGCAGUCGCCUGAAUCGAUUUGCAAAGAUUUAUUUCAAAUGAAAGACUGUUUGUUAUUCAUAUUCUGACAAUAUAUAUAUAGAAACUACCUACAAGAUGCAAUUGGCGUAUUAUGUCUACUUUAAGUUCUAGACACCAUGGUUUCAUUUCUGUAUUUAGUUAUAUUUAAAUUUGAAUUAAUGAAUUUACAAAGAUCUAAUAAAAACAGACCUUGAUGGGAUGAGGUUUGAUAAAUAAAAAAAGCAAUUGUUAUUUUCGUGUAUAUCAUUACCAGAAUAUAUUUUUAAUUGUAAAUAUGUAAUUACAAUGAAGUGUAAAAAUGUACAGUCGUUUAAAGCAACCAGAGAUGUGCUAUAUUUCAUUGUUCAUUGAUACAAGGACAUCAUUUCACAGCGUCAUGUGUUAUAAACUGAAAAAUAAAUCAUAUGGUUGAUCAUUAAGGGUGUUUGCAUACACAUAUUUUGUGUGUUGUAACAGGCCAGUAUUCACAUUGUUUUGAUAACAUAUAUAUUUGUGCCAUAAAAAAAAUUAAAAGGUAAACUACUGUUAUUUUAGCUAAUAUGUCAUAAACAUGCAAGAAUAUCUGUAAUUCUCAGUGUCAUUAUAUAGUGUCUUCAAUACUUAUUUGUUGCAAAAGAUUGAGGAGAUUCAAAUGCAAACUAUUGUGUGGUAAUUUAAGAAUAUUUCCUUGUUUGUAUGUUCAAAAGUAAAACUGUGAAAUGAUGUCCUUAAAUGUGAAAUAAACCUCCAUGAUUGAUAGCUAUUAUCUAUCUACAGUUGUUAGCAUUGUUUACAUUUUAUACAUUUACAUACACACAUAUAUUUAUUUGUUGUACAUAGUUUUAUAUUUUUUGUGUUUUCGAACAAUGAAUGGUCUCCUUUAGCAAUUGAAUACUAAAAAUAAAAUUUACAAAUUAUGGUAUUUAAAAA